Spirometra erinaceieuropaei is the source of this 1044-nucleotide messenger RNA. NCBI's taxonomy places the organism in Eukaryota, Metazoa, Platyhelminthes, Cestoda, Diphyllobothriidea, Diphyllobothriidae. The record is from the annotation of a GenBank genome assembly.
AUGUACAAGGCCGUCAUCCUUCCGACGCUGCUGUACGGAGCGGAAACCUGGACGGUGUACACAAAACAGGCACGCCGUCUGAACCACUUCCACCUCAGUUGUCUUCGUCGCAUCCUGAGGCUGAACUGGCAGGAUCGAAUCCCCGACACUGAUGUGCUGGAACGGACGGGAAUCCUCAGCAUCUACACCAUGCUGAGACAAAUGCAACUGCGCUGGAGCGGCCACCUGGUGCGCAUGGACGACGAACGACUACCCAAACGACUCUUCUACGGAGACGUCGCGACGGGUUCUCGCCGUCAAGGAGGCCAGAUUCGCCGUUACAGAGAUACCCUGAAGUCCUCCCUGAAGCAUCUACAAGUCAGCCCGACGAACUGGGAAGAGCUCGCACACGAUCGACCGACCUGGAGGAGGGCAGUGAAGACAGGCGCUGCGAUCUACAAAGCCAACCGCAUCGCUGCCACCAAAGUGAAACGCGAAGCCCGCAAAUCACAACUUCGUCCAGUACGCAACACCGCCGCACAACCGCUUCCAACGUGUCCUCGAUGUCAACGGACAUUCCGUGCUCGAAUCGGAUUUGUUGGACAUCUUCGGAUCAACUGCGCCUCUCGAAGUGCGUCAACCAUCGUCCCCCCGCCCGCCUCUUCCUCAUCCUCUCCGCCGCCAACUAACUCUGACAAUUCUUCUGAACCACCACUUCCAUCCUCCUCCUCCUCCACCACCACCACCACUGCCCCAACGGCGGCCGCUCAGGCGGCCGUCUCGCACAUCACCAACCCCGGCACAACAACCGACACCACCCCCACCUCCCCCGACUCCAGCGAUGAGGAUCAGGACUACACCUGCCCUCACUGUGACCGCACCUUCACCUCACACAUCGGCCUGGUCGGUCACUUGCGAAUCCAUCGCACAGAGACUGGCGAACCAGUGCCUGGAGCACCAACCUACACUCACCGCACUCGCCUCCACUGCCCACACUGCCCUCGCACCUUCACGCAUCGCAUGGGUCUAUUCGGCCACAUGCGCAUCCACAAUGACCUGCGGUAG